This is a messenger RNA of Dermacentor silvarum, 2297 nucleotides long. RefSeq names its product chitinase-3-like protein 1. The record is from RefSeq and is a predicted model, not a curated record. Lineage: Eukaryota; Metazoa; Arthropoda; Arachnida; Ixodida; Ixodidae. Bases 213 to 1850 code for a protein of 545 amino acids. Gene Ontology annotation, biological process: chitin catabolic process; carbohydrate metabolic process. Gene Ontology annotation, molecular function: chitinase activity; chitin binding. Gene Ontology annotation, cellular component: extracellular region. The transcript is spliced from 8 exons.
GCUCCGUGGUGUUCGCGGCGAACGAUAAGCAUUCACGACUGCACGCAUUUACGGGUCUUUUUGUGGACGCCGCAACUCGCGGACUCCGACGCUGAGCUUCUCAGGCGCGCGCGAAUAACGGCGACUCAUAUAGGAGUGUUGGUCGUUUACGUGCAGCGAGCAUCCAAUAUAUACCUGGCGCCCGUCACUUUGUUGCGAACGUGCUGUGUGCAAUGAACUGCGUAGCUAUCAUGAAGGGAAUCGCUCUUUUAGUCGUCUCGCUCUGCGCGUCAAGCGUCUUAUGUCUGCAGGAGAAGGCGUCGUCACUCACGAAAGAUGACACAGCCAGCAAGCGACACGUGUUCUUCUGCUACUGGGGCAGCUGGUCGCACUACCGCAGUGGCGCCGGCAAGUUCUCAGUAGGCCAGAUCGACCCGUCACUCUGCACCCACCUGGUGUACGCCUUCGCCAAGCUGGAUAAUGGGGUUAUCGCGGCGUUCGACCCCUACCUGGACCUAAAGGACAACUACGGCCUCGGCAUGUACGAGAAGGUGAACAAACUGAAGGUCUCGCACCCGCACCUGAAGACGCUGCUGGCCAUCGGCGGCUGGAACGAAGGCUCAGAGAAGUACUCGCGCAUGGCCUCCACUCCGGAGGGGCGCCAGCGCUUCGCGCGGAGCGCGGUGGACUUCCUCGACAAGCACGGUUUCGACGGGCUCGACUUCGACUGGGAGUACCCGGCCGCCAGGGGAGGCCUGCCACAAGACAAGCAGAACUUCGUCUUGCUGCUGCAGGAGCUCCGGAACGUUCUUGGUCCCGGACGACUUCUAACAGCGGCUGUAUCUGCAGGGGAGAGCACUGUGGAUGGAGCAUACGAUGUGCCUGCGAUUACAAGGCACCUGGACUACAUUUCCGUCAUGGCGUACGACUUCUUCGGGUCUUGGAACAGUUACACUGGACACUGCUCACCGCUAGGAGUCCGCGAAAACGCCAGUGAAGAUGAGAAAAAACUCAACGUGAAGCAAGCUGUCAAGAUGUGGCUCGACAUGGGGGCGGAUCCGAACAAGCUCGUGCUAGGCAUGCCCCUUUACGGCCGCACCUUCACGCUGGCCAACCCGGAGAACAAUGGCUUCCUGGCUCCCACAGUGGGUCCCGGACCUGCCGGGCCCGCAACCGGGGAAUCAGGUUACCUCGGCUACAAUGAGAUUUGCACGCAGCUGCAGGCGUCCAAGGACUGGAAAAUAACGCGAGACGCUGGCGUGGUCGCCCCAGUAGCUGUGAAAGGAAACCUGUGGAUCGGCUUUGACGAUGCGCAAAGCCUCACAGCAAAAGUCCUAUUCGCACGCUCGCUGGGUCUUGCUGGUGCCAUGGUCUGGUCCAUUGAAACGGAUGACUUCUCAGGAACAUGCGGAGGUACGAAAAACCCCCUGCAGAGAGCUAUAAAAGAUGCACUUGAAAGUAACUCCACCAUGCCACUGCCAACCACGGUAACGAAUUUGCCAUCAACACCACCAGCAGAGCCGAAACCAGAAACAGGGUCGACUACAGGAAUGAACUUGCCAUCAACGCCGUCAACAGAGCCGAAACCAGAAACAGGGUCGACUACAGGAAUGAACUUGCCAUCAACGCCUCCAGCAACAUUGAAACCAGAAAACGAGACUGGCGUCAGUCUACUUACGACGACGGGCUUUCCUACCACAACAUCUGCAUCAGAGCCAACAUGUCCUAACGAUGGCUUCUAUGCAUAUCCAAAUGACCCACACAGAUUCUACCGGUGCGUGUCGCAACUUGAUGGCACCUACGUUAUCUAUGUCUUUGACUGUCCAGCGAACACAGUCUUCAAUCCCUCCGUCAGCGUAUGCACAUUCUAGGCAUGUAAUGUUUGUGCUCUGAACAAACCAGACUCUGGCAUAUGCUCUCUAUAGCAGGCAACUUCAUCUAAAGGUCACAUGCUAAAAAAAGAUAUCAUGCCCCUCUACACACCUUAAAUUUCCUGGUAGGAAUCAGUGUCACAGUUUGAGACAUGACACUAACUCCAAGUGGCUCAAAUGCAUGUACAGAUGUGUUCGGGUUUAUCAAAACAUCCUUAAGACAUUUGUGUUUCUCUGGUCACAGAUGCACAGAAUUAGCUAUCUACUGAAUUUUCUCAUAUAUAAGUGAGCCAGCGUCAAGACAAACUAGGUCAAGCCACGUGCAACAUGAAUGCAGAAAAAAAAAACCAAGUAAACUGUAUAGCCUUCUAUUGACAUACAAGUUGGCCUGAGAACUGAAAUAAUGUUUGUGACUAUCGCAAAUAAAAGAGAUAUUGAAGUUUUAUA